CUGACACUGUGGACGUGUUUCGCCUGCAAUGUCCAUUAAUAAAAAUUAAUUUUAAAUAGAUAGGUAUUGUUAAUAGGUAUUAAUUAAACGCAUUUACGUGAACGUGUCGUGGACAUUCAAUAAAUUCUGAAUAAAUUCGAGAAAAGCGAACAAAAGCAAUAUAAAAUACUGAAAAAAAGCAAUUUUUAAUUUUCAAACAAAUUGAAAUAAAAACCAAUAAGAAGUGAAAAAAGGUGAAAGAACAUCACACAAAAAAAGAAGAUCAAUGAAUUUACGAAAAUCCUACACGUAGUAAAAACAAACCGGAUACCUACAGUUAUUCCAGACAACAUUGAACAAUCAAAAAUUUUACGGAAAAUAAAACACGUAGACAGUGAUUUGCAAACUUUGUUGUUUGCAGGAAAGACGUGUGUGUAAAAAACGUGAACAAAAGUGACAAAAAAUUUAUGUAAAUAGUAUAAUUUUCUUUAUCAAUUAAUUUAAAUUAACACAAAAAAGCCGUAGAACAAAAUGGAAGCUGAAACAAUCACAGAAACGCCUGUAGAUGAGCCCUUUUUGGGACCCGUAGAUAUCGUUUUACUCAUCGUUUUGGUAAUCGGAGGGGCAUGGUGGCUGCUAUCGAACAGAAAAAAGGAACAAGCUAGUCAAGUUAAAUCAUAUUCAAUUCAACCUACCACAGUUAACACGUUAUCUGUGACAGAAAAUUCCUUUAUUAAGAAACUCAAGUCGUCAGGACGUAGUUUAGUGGUUUUCUAUGGAUCGCAAACGGGAACUGCUGAAGAAUUCGCGGGACGAUUAGCGAAAGAGGGCAUGCGUUAUAAGUUAAAAGGCAUGGUUGCCGAUCCAGAAGAGUGUGAUAUGGAGGAACUUUUGCAACUGAAAGACAUUCCAAACUCGCUAGCGGUGUUCUGUCUCGCCACUUACGGCGAAGGAGAUCCAACGGACAACGCCAUGGAAUUCUACGAAUGGAUUACGAACGGAGACGUCGACUUGAGCGGACUCAAUUAUGCCGUUUUCGGUUUGGGAAACAAAACUUAUGAACAUUACAAUAAAGUUGCCAUUUACGUGGAUAAACGUUUGGAAGAAUUAGGAGCUACGAGAGUUUAUGAACUUGGAUUGGGAGAUGAUGAUGCCAAUAUUGAAGACGACUUCAUCACAUGGAAAGACAAAUUCUGGCCAAACGUAUGUGACUUCUUCGGCAUCGAAAGCACGGGAGAAGAUGUCAUGAUGCGUCAAUAUCGUCUCCUCGAACAACCCGAUACAUCUCCGGAUCGCAUCUACACCGGCGAAGUUGCUCGUUUGCAUUCGUUGCACACACAACGUCCUCCCUUCGAUGCGAAAAAUCCCUUUUUGGCUCCCAUCAAGGCAAAUCGUGAGCUUCACAAGGGUGGCGAUCGUUCAUGCAUGCACAUCGAAUUCGACAUUGAAGGUUCCAAGAUGCGCUACGAAGCGGGCGAUCAUUUAGCGAUGUAUCCCGUGAACGAUUCGAAACUCGUUGAAAAGUUGGGAGAAUUGUGCAAAGCUGAUUUGAACACCGUUUUCUCGUUGAUCAAUACUGACACCGACAGCAGUAAGAAACAUCCGUUCCCCUGUCCAACAACGUACAAAACUGCUCUGACGCACUAUUUGGAGAUCACGGCAAUUCCUCGAACGCACAUCCUCAAAGAAUUGGCGGAAUACUGUUCGGACGAGAAAGAUAAGGAAUUUUUGCGUCUCAUGGCAAGCACGACGCCCGAAGGCAAAGCCAAAUAUCAGUCGUGGAUUCAAGAUAGUUGUCGAAAUAUCGUUCACAUUUUGGAAGAUGUGCCAUCGUGUCAUCCGCCAAUCGAUCAUUUGUGCGAAUUGUUGCCGCGCCUGCAACCACGUUACUAUUCAAUUUCGUCGUCGUCGAAGCAAUUUGGCACGACAGUUCACGUUACCGCCGUUUUAGUCAAAUACGAGACGAAAACGGGACGCGUUAAUAAUGGCGUUGCAACGACAUUCCUUGCACAAAAGAAACCCUCGGAUCCGGAACAUUUGCCACGCGUUCCCAUCUUUAUACGUAAAAGUCAAUUCCGGUUACCAACAAAACCAGAAACUCCAAUUAUCAUGAUUGGACCGGGAACUGGCUUAGCUCCGUUCAGAGGAUUCAUUCAAGAACGGAAUAUGACACGAGAGGAAGGUAAAACAGUUGGAGACACAAUUCUCUAUUUUGGAUGUCGCAAAAAGAGUGAAGAUUACAUCUAUCAAGAGGAAUUAGAAGAAUACGAGAGAAAUGGAACCCUCACACUUAAAUUAGCGUUCUCGCGAGAUCAGGAGAAGAAAGUAUACGUAACUCACUUGUUAGAACAAGACGCCGAUCUUGUAUGGAAUGUUAUUGGAGAAAACAAAGGUCACAUCUACAUUUGCGGUGAUGCUAAAAACAUGGCAACUGAUGUGCGCAACAUUCUUCUCAACAUUAUCAAGACCAAAGGUGAUAUGACUGAAAAAGAUGCUGUUCAAUACAUCAAGAAAAUGGAAGCACAAAAACGUUACUCUGCGGAUGUCUGGAGUUAAUGAUACCAAAACAACAACCUACCUACGUCAAAAGAUGGAACGCGAUCAAAUUUUUUUUUAUUUAAAAUAUAUCUUGGGAAGUGUGCUUUAAAAUUAAAAAAAGAGAAAAAAUUAGAAGCAGUAUCUGAAAAAGAAACGACUAGAACUAGACGAAUAAUUUUUAAUUUAAUGCAAAAUUGGGAAUAGGGGUCUCACAUGACUAUCAACAAGCAUAAGGAAUGCUUUUUAUUAAGUUUUUAUUUUUAAUUUAUAAGGUUAGCCAAAAUAACACGAACAACUUGUUGAUUUUAUAAAUACCAGUUUUUAGGUGUAAUGAUUAAUUAUUAUUUAUACCAUUAUAUAAGUUUCAAUUUAUUAAAUAUAAAAAAAAUUUGUAUAAAAAUGAAUUUUCAGUUCUUAAAAGUGCCUUGAAUCUUCAAAUUUUUUGUUUAAUUCGUUUCGAAAAAUUAAGAGUAAAAAAUAAAUAAAUUGUAACUAAAUGUAUGAACUUUUUUUUCUUUGCUUAAUUACUAAAUGACUGAUUUUUUGUGGAUUUAGAGAUAAAUAUUGCAUCUAAGAGAAAGACUUGCACUUCUCACAACAUGGAAUUUCGUUAUUUAUAUUGCAGCCA
Messenger RNA from Culicoides brevitarsis, 3145 nucleotides. It is a transcript of the gene Cpr, whose product is annotated as NADPH--cytochrome P450 reductase. The record is from RefSeq and is a predicted model, not a curated record. NCBI's taxonomy places the organism in Eukaryota, Metazoa, Arthropoda, Insecta, Diptera, Ceratopogonidae. The coding region runs from base 511 to 2535 and encodes 674 amino acids. Gene Ontology annotation, biological process: response to hormone. The transcript is spliced from 9 exons. Gene Ontology annotation, molecular function: flavin adenine dinucleotide binding; NADPH-hemoprotein reductase activity; FMN binding. Gene Ontology annotation, cellular component: cytosol.